Octodon degus (degu) is the source of this 588-nucleotide messenger RNA. RefSeq names its product keratin-associated protein 9-3-like. Bases 1 to 588 code for a protein of 195 amino acids. Lineage: Eukaryota; Metazoa; Chordata; Mammalia; Rodentia; Octodontidae. The record is from RefSeq and is a predicted model, not a curated record. Gene Ontology annotation, cellular component: keratin filament. The transcript is spliced from 3 exons.
AUGGCCUGCUGCGCUACCAGCUUCUGCGGGAUUCCCAGCUGCUCCACCAGCGGGAGCUGCCCGUCGUCGUGCACGGCCGUGGUGUGCAGGCCCUGCUGCUGGGCGUCCACCUGCUGCCAGCCCGUGACCGUGCAGGCACCCUUCUGCGGGAUUCCCAGCUGCUCCACCAGCGGGAACUGCGGCUCCAGCUGCAGCCAGCCCAGCUGCUGCCAGCCCAGCUGCAGCCAGCCCAGCUGCUGCCAGCCCAGCUGCUGCCAGCCAACCUGCUCCCAGACCAGCUGCUGUGGAACCAGCUGUGGCCAGGAGGGUGGCAGCGGUGCCGGCGCCGUGAGCUGCCGCACCAGGUGGUGUCGUCCAGACUGCCGCGUGGAGGGCACCUGCCUGCCACCCUGCUGCGUGGUGAGCUGCACGCCCCCAACCUGCUGCCAGCUGCACCAUGCCCAGGCCUCCUGCUGCCGCCCGUCCUACUGUGGACAGUCCUGCUGCCGCCCCGCCUGCUGCUGCCACUGCUGCCAGCCCACCAGCUGCCAGCCCAGCUGCUGCCAGCCCAGCUGCUGUGAGCCCAGCUGCUGCGAGCCCAGCUGCUAA